GGACGGUUGCAGCGCUGGGGUUUUACUUCCGGGUCUUCGGGGGUCGCGCGUCGGGCACAGAGCGUUCUGGGAAAUAAAAGUCGCUAUGGUCUGCGGAUGAUCGUGGGCGGCUGCUACGUGGGAUCCCGGGCGAAAAUAAAAGAUGACAACUGCAGCCAGACCCACUUUUGAACCCGCAAGAGGGGGAAGAGGAAAAGGAGAAGGUGAUUUGAGCCAACUGUCAAAACAGUAUUCAAGCAGAGACCUUCCCUCUCAUACAAAGAUAAAAUACAGACAAACUACUCAGGAUGCCCCUGAAGAGGUUCGUAACCGUGAUUUCAGGAGAGAGUUGGAAGAGAGAGAGAGAGCGGCUGCUAGGGAAAAAAACAGAGAUCGUCCAACCCGAGAACACACAACUUCAUCAGUGUCAAAGAAGCCCCGCUUAGAUCAGAUCCCUGCUGCCAACCUGGAUGCAGAUGAUCCUCUGACAGAUGAGGAAGAUGAAGAUUAUGAAGAGGAGAGUGAUGAUGAUGAUACUGCAGCUCUUCUUGCAGAACUGGAAAAAAUUAAAAAGGAAAGAGCUGAAGAACAGGCCAGGAAGGAACAAGAACAAAAAGCAGAGGAAGAGAGAAUUCGGAUGGAAAACAUUCUAAGUGGAAACCCUCUCCUUAAUCUCACUGGCCCAUCCCAGCCUCAGGCCAACUUCAAAGUUAAAAGAAGAUGGGAUGAUGAUGUUGUCUUCAAGAACUGUGCAAAAGGUGUAGAUGAUCAGAAGAAAGACAAAAGAUUUGUGAAUGAUACACUGCGAUCUGAAUUUCACAAAAAGUUCAUGGAGAAAUACAUUAAGUAGUGCAGUUUUAUGUGCUUAAUUAAAGAUGCAAAAUGUUAAGGAUCGGUUUGAUUUUCUUGUUCUUUUUUCUUUCCCAAUGUAUAAAUUAAGUUCCAAAAUGUGUCUUCUUUCUAUUAUAGCACCUCAUUUCAUAAUAAACUUGGGAACUGGUCUCACUGCUUUCCAGUUGCUGAAUGUUCCCAGUCAUACAUUUUCUUUUUAAUAUGGGGGAAAGGAAUCUGCUUGCAAUAAAUAUUUUUAACCUAAAACAAAAUAAACAAAAAAAAGUGACCUGAACUUUCUUGUAGUUUAUGGAUCUUAUAAAAUUAUGUUGUAUUUCUUUUCAAAAUAAAAGUUACUUUGUGUGUUA
This is a messenger RNA of Jaculus jaculus (lesser Egyptian jerboa), 1178 nucleotides long. RefSeq names its product CWC15 spliceosome associated protein homolog (gene Cwc15). Gene Ontology annotation, molecular function: RNA binding. Gene Ontology annotation, biological process: mRNA cis splicing, via spliceosome. The transcript has 7 exons. NCBI's taxonomy places the organism in Eukaryota, Metazoa, Chordata, Mammalia, Rodentia, Dipodidae. Gene Ontology annotation, cellular component: catalytic step 2 spliceosome. The record is from RefSeq and is a predicted model, not a curated record. The coding region runs from base 143 to 829 and encodes 228 amino acids.